This is a messenger RNA of Rhizophagus irregularis DAOM 181602=DAOM 197198, 1094 nucleotides long. RefSeq lists its product as uncharacterized. NCBI's taxonomy places the organism in Eukaryota, Fungi, Glomeromycota, Glomeromycetes, Glomerales, Glomeraceae. The record is from RefSeq and is a predicted model, not a curated record.
AACAAAUAUUUACUCCAUACCAUCUUCUUAUUUGUUUACGUUUAAAAAAUUUUUCUUAAAAAAAAAAGAAAAAGAAAUUUCUUAAAAAAAUAAAACAUUAUUUGAACUACUAUACGAAAAUAAUCGAUCGUAAAAAUGAGUAAAAUUUCACAAUCCAAUAAUAAAGAAAAUGUGUUUAACAGCGUAUAUCAUAGGAAAGAGUAUCGUAAGAAAAUUAGCAAAUCAGCGCCGAAAUGUAUAUCAAGACAAAUUUUUAAUCGAUGUGACAAUAAAAUAAUAAUUUUUUCUAUUUCUGAAUUUGAAAUUGUUAUUUCAAUCAAUUUCAGCUAUAGAAAUCAGUACUAUCUGAAUUUAAAUCAUCAUGAUCCCUUUCGGAACUUCAAUGAAAAUGAAUUGAUUCAUAAAUCCCAGAAACAUAUAUACCAAAACAAUUCAAGUAUUAAUGUAUCAUAUAGUUUGGUUGAAAAUUAUCGCCAUGAAAAUAAUGUGUAUUGUGAAAAAAAUCAGCCUCGAAAACACCUUAAUAAGAGGCGUCCUGAGGAUAAAGUCAGGAAUUCAAGUCAGAAAAAGAAUUUAAGUAACUCAAGAAAAGUUGCAUCCCAAAAAUAUCAUGUAAAACAAGAACAUCAGAAAUUUAAUCUUCUCCUUCCAUCUUCUAACAAUGUUCCUUCAUAUACUCCUAGCAGUCCGCCCCAAAGUUAUCAUAUAAAACAAGAACAUCAAGAAUUCAUUCUUCCCCUUCCAUCUUCUGACAAUGUUCCUUCAUAUACUCCUAGCAGUCCACCCCAAAAUUAUCAUAUAAAACAAGAACAUCAAAAAUUCAUUCUUCCCCUUCCAUCUUCUGAUAAUGUUCCUUUAUAUAGCCAAAAUGGUUCUUCUUCAAGAAUUCCUAUUGAAUCUCUUUUAAAUGAGUUUAAUUGUUUUCCAGGGAUAGAUGAAGUAGCUAAGGAAUAUUGUUCUACUGUUUAAAUUCGCGUAAGUGAUGUAAAUACUAUCUACCUUAUUGAUUGAUUCACUAAGGAAGUUGUACAUAUAGAAUCUAAAAAUAGAAAAUUGAUAAAAAUUCCCAUACAUGGAUUUCGAUUUAAAGAAAU